GGAACGUAAAGAUCAAAUAUGAAUGGCGAAAGUUUCACCUCUAAUGUAGUACUCUGCGACUCUAUACGUACACACUACUCUGUGACUCUGAAAACUCGAUUGCGCACGUGAAAAACUGCACGCGUCUUGUAUUUACAUAGCUUUUUAACGGCAUGAAUAUAAAUAUAACCUAAAACGUGAUUGUUUCAACGUGGUUUCUGUGAUGUAAACGUAUUCAUUGUCGUUCGAAAACUGAAAUACGAUUAAGGAAAAGGUACAAAUUCGUUAAGAUUUGAAAAAUGCAUGCGAGGCAGAAAUUAAAACAAAGACUGGAGCAGAAAGAGAGAGCUCUUUAUAUUCGUCUGCCGCACCGAAUACAAUCAGAACAAGAUGUGGCUAAGUUUUUCAGCGGUGAAUUCAAAGUGGAGCUCCUUCGACAGUCCAGUAGAUAUUGCUACGUAAUAUUUGCCAGUGUCGAAGAGAAAUUGAAAAAUUUGGAGGCUGUCAAGAAAUCACAACUAAAAAAGAAACGUGUGAUCAUAGCACCCGCAAUCACAAAAAUCAAGAACCUCAAGUCAAAAAAAUUGAAGAAGAAGGUUGUUUAUCCUGAAAUAAAACCAGAAACGAGAGUGACAAAGUCGCUGUUUGUAUCGAAUAUCAAAUGUGGAAUUAAACUUUCUGACUUAAAAGCAGCUAUUCCUGGUUGUGUUUCUGGUAAACUGUUAAAAGCAUAUUCACCGCAUCUUAGGACUGCAAUAAUUAAAAUGGAAAGCACGCAGAUAGCAGCAGAAUAUUUGACAAAAAUUAGACCAAUACCAAUUCUAGCGGGUAAGAAAUUAGGAUUAUAUCCAGACACAAGAAAGAGGACAAAAAAGCCUGAUGUUCCUCUAAAGAUUUAUGAUGGAGAAAAAGAAAUAACAGAUAUUUUUAGUAAAACAAACAACAACAAUGCUUUGGAUCAUAUUGUGCUUGAGAACAAACAGUAAAUGAUAUCUUAUUAAAUGAUACAUAUUGAUUGUUAUUAUAGAUUUUAUAGUUAUAAUUUUUAAUCUUGUAAGAUGAUAAAAAUAUUCUGUAUAUAAUAGUCGACUAUUACUCUAUGAAUAAAACUUUUAUGUUAUAAGGAAAUAUAAUAUUUCUAAAGAAUGUAUUAUCGUCGCUUUCUACGAAAAUUGUCACGUAGCAACCUAGUACUUCUGUCGCAUUUAUAGUCAAUGAUGUAGUCUGAAGUGUAUUGAAAAAAACAGCAUUAAGCAUGCUGCUAUAAAUAAUCACUAACCAGAAGAUUUAUCUACCAUAAAAAGUUAAACAGAGUCGGCUAAAGAUGCGUAACCUUAGACACGAUUCGUCUGCCACUAACGAACACAGUAUUAGUUAAAAAAUGUGUUGAAUAUAUAGUAUAAUUUGAUGGGAAUGUUUGUGUAUGCAUAAAAUGCAAAAUAAAGAAUUUAAUAUAA
Messenger RNA from Megalopta genalis, 1436 nucleotides. RefSeq lists its product as uncharacterized. Gene Ontology annotation, molecular function: nucleic acid binding. The record is from RefSeq and is a predicted model, not a curated record. Lineage: Eukaryota; Metazoa; Arthropoda; Insecta; Hymenoptera; Halictidae.